Trichosurus vulpecula (common brushtail) is the source of this 1303-nucleotide messenger RNA. It is a transcript of the gene MOK, whose product is annotated as MOK protein kinase. The record is from RefSeq and is a predicted model, not a curated record. Bases 35 to 1303 code for a protein of 422 amino acids. Gene Ontology annotation, biological process: protein phosphorylation; intracellular signal transduction. NCBI's taxonomy places the organism in Eukaryota, Metazoa, Chordata, Mammalia, Diprotodontia, Phalangeridae. Gene Ontology annotation, cellular component: nucleus; cytoplasm. Gene Ontology annotation, molecular function: protein serine/threonine kinase activity; ATP binding. The transcript has 13 exons.
GGACCGGACCAGCCCGGACCGGCCGGAGCUGAGCAUGAAGAAAUAUAAAGCAGUUGGCAAAAUAGGAGAAGGAACAUUUUCUGAAGUUAUAAAGAUGCAGAACCUAAAAGAUGGAAGUUACUAUGCAUGUAAACAGAUGAAACAGCAUUUCGAAAGCAUUGAACAAGUGAAUAAUCUACGAGAAAUACAAGCACUGAGGCGUCUGAAUCCACACCCAAAUAUUCUUACAUUGCAUGAAGUUGUCUUUGACAGAAAAACUGGUUCUCUUGCACUAAUAUGUGAACUUAUGGACAUGAAUAUUUAUGAGCUAAUACGAGGGAGAAGGCGCCCACUCUCAGAAAGGAAAAUAAUGAACUAUAUGUACCAGCUGUGUAAGUCCCUUGAUCAUAUGCAUCGAAAUGGAAUAUUUCAUAGAGAUGUAAAGCCAGAAAAUAUAUUAAUAAAGCAGGAUCUUCUGAAAUUAGGAGACUUUGGAUCAUGUAGAAGUGUUUAUUCUAAGCAGCCAUAUACAGAAUAUAUCUCUACUCGUUGGUACCGGGCCCCUGAGUGUCUCCUUACAGAUGGAUAUUAUAGCUACAAGAUGGACAUGUGGAGUGCUGGCUGUGUGUUUUAUGAAAUCAUGAGUCUGCAGCCUCUGUUUCCUGGAGCUAAUGAACUGGACCAGAUCUCCAAAAUCCACGAUGUUAUUGGCACACCUCCUCAGAAGACUCUUACCAAAUUCAAACAGUCAAGAGCUAUGAGUUUUGAUUUUCCUUUUAAAAAGGGAUCAGGAAUCUCUCCGAUGACAUCGACUUUGUCCCCUCAGUGCCUUUCUCUGAUCUAUGCAAUGGUAGAAUAUGACCCAGAUGAAAGAAUCAGUGCCCACCAGGCGCUGCAGCAUUCUUACUUCCGAGAACAAAGGGUAUCAGAGAAGCAAGCUCUCGUAGCCCGCAGGAAAGUAGGAUUGGCAGAACGUCUGAGAGAACCAGAAUCACUCAGAAAUGUGUGGCAGAUUUCAAAGGAAGGAAAAAAGCAGCUCCAGUCUUUGAAGCAAGUGGAAGAACGCUCGGAAAGGCAGGGAUCCACCUGUCCGGUGGAACUCCCCAAACUGAAGGUCUCUGGAGUAACCACACUGACAUCUUACUCCAGCCCUACCACCCUGCGUGCUGUUCUUAGUGGCUCUGGGACAAGUGGAAAAGUCCCUAUCUUAAAGCCUCUGAAAUACAUUGGAACAAACAAGAAGACAGAUACACAGAAGGACAUUAAGUCUAACAUGAAACAAUACCGUUUGCCCACGAUAGAAAGAAAAAGUGGAGGAUACUGA